AUGUAUCGAAUUCCUCGAGUUGUUCCUUGGACCUCAAUAGACGAAUAUGAACAAGUGUAUCAAUGGCUUUAUGCAGAAGCAGCGGAAUUGCAUGAGUUGGGCGUAAAAAGGGUCAAAGCGUGGUCCAGUCGUGGUCAAGUACCACACGCAAUAAUAAGUACCGCGUCAUUUGUAGAAGUAUCAAUGCGUGACAAUUAUUAUAAUAAUAAACAACAUUCCAUGAAUCGAAUAUCUGAGCAUGAACUUCGGCUGUUAUAUUCUAUGGUCUUUAUCAGAUUUGUCAAUGGAAUGGUGGAUCCAGCACAACAAGGAGUCUAUGCAAUAUCAAUUGCCACAUUGGCGACAAAACUCAAUUUGCCAUUAUGGUUUGUCGAGUUAAGGCAUGCUGGUACACAUGAACUUUUACCGAGUUUGUCGAUUUUGCGAAAUGGGGUUCGGCAGGCUUUAAAUUGGCUCAAAGAGAAUUAUUGGACUUCACAAAACCCAUU
Ambispora leptoticha is the source of this 488-nucleotide messenger RNA. Lineage: Eukaryota; Fungi; Glomeromycota; Glomeromycetes; Archaeosporales; Ambisporaceae. The record is from the annotation of a GenBank genome assembly.